This is a messenger RNA of Leopardus geoffroyi (Geoffroy's cat), 2507 nucleotides long. RefSeq names its product zinc finger protein 25-like. Gene Ontology annotation, molecular function: DNA-binding transcription repressor activity, RNA polymerase II-specific. The record is from RefSeq and is a predicted model, not a curated record. Lineage: Eukaryota; Metazoa; Chordata; Mammalia; Carnivora; Felidae. Gene Ontology annotation, biological process: negative regulation of transcription by RNA polymerase II.
CUUCCUGGUGCCCCUCCUGCGCCUGCAGGUUUAGAGAAGCCCUAUAUUCCGUUUCCAGAUUUCCCAAUAACUCUCAAGGUCCUGGUUGCCCACCUUCCUAACAGCAGAGAAUAAGCUCAGGAGAAAGUCCUAUGUUUUCAGGUUAAGGGAGGGUAUUUGAAUAAAUGCUUUCCAUUUCUGGAGGUUAUAGCCCAACGGCCUCUCCUUCAGAAUAGAAUUCAUCCCUCCCAUAUUCUGGGAUUCUUUCUUAGGGUUUCCUCUUACCCUCCACAAAGUAAUUUAUAAUCGUUAGUGGUGACACAAAUGCCACGCAACCUCACCCACAAUAUGUAUGAGACUCGGUUGACUUAAAACCAGGCUCACAAGGAGAGAAAGUUAAUGCUAAGGCGUCUAAGUGGGUGUGGGUAGUUGUGCCUUACAGAGUAGUGGCUGGGGCACAGGCUGCCUCUUCCAUCCCCUCAGUGUCCAGGUGGUCCCAAAGGAUUUAUUGGCAGAGUGACUCAGGGAGAACCUGGUUUAGAUUCAAUAACUCAAGGCACACUUCCCUUUUUAAGAGGAAAAACAGAGCAGUACAGGUGUCCCCAACAGACAGAUCAAACAGGUCAAACGGGUAAGAUGGAGAUACCCUUUACCAUGACUGAUUCUAGACUAGUCUCAGUUGGGCCACUUUCUCGUUUGCCAGGCUGAGGCACUCAGUCUCUGAGUGGCCAGGUCUUGUCCUGUGCCACUCAGGGAUGUCUGCACCUGACUCUAAUUGAGUGUUCAGUCCCCCAGAGUGUUUACUGGAGAGGCCCUGUUCUUAACUGACUGCCGGCCUGCCAGGCUUUGUGAGACAACUCAAAGAAGAUACUCUUCUAGUCACACCAUAGGAUCCAUACCACCUACCUACCUCUGUGGAGAGAUUUCAGAGCAAGAGGCUCAGGGCAGCCGCAGUUCCUUCAAGGGGUCAGCAGCAUCAGUCCAGAGGCACAGACCGCACAAAGGGAGAGUCCCCUCCAAGAAUUCCUCUCCCAGUCCCCAGUGUGGAUGUGUGAGCCCGGAUGAACCGCUGCCAACUGCUCCAUCGGUGGGGAACCAGUUGUGUCUGCACAGGACUCUAUGCUUUUGUAAGAACGGCAGAAAAUGGACAAAUCCCAGGGGUCACUGUCAUUUGGGGAUGUGACUGUGGACUUCUCCUGGGAGGAGUGGCAGUGCCUGAACCCUGCUCAGAGGACCCUGUACAGGGACGUGAUGCUGGAGAACUACCACAGCUUUGUCUCAUUGGGGUUUCUCAUUAACAAGCCAGAGGUGAUCUUCAGAUUGGAGGAAGGGGAAGAGCCAUGGAUAGUAAAGGAAGAAUUUCUGUACCAGAACUACCCAGAAGACAACAAAGCUCAUUACCUAACAGAGAGAAUCCAGGAAAACCAAGACAAAUAUUUGCCACAAGUUGCAUUUAAGAACAAAACACUGGCCUCAGAAAAAGUUCAUGCUUUAAGACAACCAUCUAAUAUGAGUGCAAACUUUGUUCCUUCAAGAAAAAUGUCCUGUAAAUACGACUUACAUGGAGCAGACGUUAACGUGCAUCAGAGAACUCACACGGGAGAGAAGCGCUUUCAAUGUAAUGAAUGUGGUAAAACUUUCUAUCGGCAGUCAGAAGUUAAUGUACAUCAGAGAACUCACACAGGAGAGAAGCCCUUUCAGUGUAAUGAAUGUGGUAAAACUUUCUAUCGACAGUCCGAUGUCAAUGCACAUCAGAGAAUUCACACAGGAGAGAAACCUUAUAAAUGUAACGAAUGUGGGAAAUCUUUUUACGAGAAGUCAUCCCUCACUCGACAUGAGAGAACUCACACGGGAGAAAAACCCUAUGAAUGCCAGGAGUGUAGGAGAACUUUCUGCCAGAGGUCAGCCCUCACUCAACAUCAGAGAACUCACACGGGAGAUAGACCCUUUCAUUGUAAUGUGUGUGGCAAAACUUACCGUCAUCUCUCAGCUUUCAAUGUACAUCGGAGAACUCACACAGGAGAGAAACCCUUUCAGUGUAUUGAAUGUGAGAAAUCUUUUCUUACAAAGUCGACUCUUAUUAAUCAUCAGAGGACUCACACAGGGGAAAAGCCCUAUGAAUGUAAUGCAUGUGGGAAGAGUUUCCGUCAUAAAUCUACCCUCACUACCCAUCUGAGAACUCACUCAGGAGAGAAACCUUAUAAAUGUUGUGAAUGUGGAAAAGCUUUCGGGCGGAAAUCAGCCCUUACAAAUCAUCAACGAAUUCACGUAGGUAGGAACCCUAUAGCAGAAAUGUGCUAUGUUUUUCCCAAUACCCAUUUCUCUUUCUUUAUGGUUACACAACUAGUCCAGAUUUGCUAGCCUGUCUUCCAUACACAUGAGGCCAUAUGACCUGUGACUCACAAUAUGGGCACAAAUUCCAAGCCUGUAAAAGACCUCAUUUGGAAUUUUUCCUACUUUCGUUUUUCUUUCCUUAUCAGGGGGUAAUGGAGAUAUCCUCAGGACAACGUGGAAGCUAGUCAUUAGAG